Molecule: messenger RNA, 951 nt
Organism: Salarias fasciatus (jewelled blenny)
Lineage: Eukaryota; Metazoa; Chordata; Actinopteri; Blenniiformes; Blenniidae
Product: olfactory receptor 6C1-like
Exons: 1
Coding region: 1-951 (316 amino acids)
Biological process (GO): G protein-coupled receptor signaling pathway; detection of chemical stimulus involved in sensory perception of smell
Cellular component (GO): membrane
Molecular function (GO): G protein-coupled receptor activity; olfactory receptor activity; odorant binding
Source: RefSeq, a predicted model, not a curated record
AUGAUAGACAAUGUUACUGCGGUGAGAGCGUUCACUCUGCUAGGGAUCAAUGAGACGAUGAAUUACAGAGCUACUGUCUUUGCAAUGACUUUACUGUAUUACUCUGUGAUAUUGAUCGUCAACAUCUCCCUUGUCACAAUCAUCAUCUUUGAUGAGAACCUGCAUGAGCCGAUGUAUAUUUUAUUGGCCAGCUUCUGUGUGAAUGGACUUUAUGGGGCUUCAGGUUUUUACCCCCGAUUCCUGGUAGAUCUGCUCUCGUCCACUCAGGACAUCUCCUAUGAAGGAUGCCUGCUGCAGGCCUUUGUGAUGUACUCGUUUGCCAGCUGUGAAUUGUCGAUACUGGCAGUCAUGGCCUACGACAGAUAUCUGGCCAUAUGUCGGCCUCUGCACUACCGCUCACUCAUGACGAAGAGGAGGCUCAGACACCUGAUAAGCUUCUCGUGGCUCACCCCCUUCUGCAUCUUCUCCAUCAGCAUCAUCCUCACGUCGAGACUUAAAUUAUGUGAAUCUCAAAUUAAGCGGCUGUUUUGCAUCAACUGGCUCAUCGUUCAGCUCGCUUGCGCCGACGCCGACAUGCUCGCAAACAACAUCGUUUCAUACGCAACUAUCAUCAUUUACUUGCUGCAUGGAUUUUUCAUCAUUUGGACUUACAUGCACCUGAUAAGAACAUGUGUCAAAUCCAAAGAGGACCGAGUGAAGUUCAUGCAGACGUGUGUGCCUCAUGUGAUCUCCUUGCUGCUGUUCUUGGUUGUGAUGCUUUUUGAUUUGAUGUACAUGCGUUUCGGCUCAAGAGAUUUACAUCCGAGCACUAAGAAUUUCAUGGGGAUGGUGUUUCUCAUCAUUCCUCCAAUCCUGAAUCCGCUCAUUUAUGGAUUUAAGCUUGGAAAAAUACGCACCAGAAUCCUGGGUCUGAUUUUUUUAAAAGAAGAAAUUGGCCUCCGUCUUUAUUAA